Hansenula anomala is the source of this 1764-nucleotide messenger RNA. It is a transcript of the gene TFC6, whose product is annotated as transcription factor TFIIIC subunit TFC6. Gene Ontology annotation, cellular component: transcription factor TFIIIC complex. Bases 1 to 1764 code for a protein of 587 amino acids. Gene Ontology annotation, molecular function: protein binding. Lineage: Eukaryota; Fungi; Ascomycota; Saccharomycetes; Phaffomycetales; Wickerhamomycetaceae. Gene Ontology annotation, biological process: transcription by RNA polymerase III. The transcript has a single exon. The record is from RefSeq and is a predicted model, not a curated record.
AUGCCACCAAGAGCCAGAAGAAAUACAAAGAGGAUUGACUACUCCAAGUUUGCCGAUCCAAGUGCCCAGAAUGGCGUUGAUAGUGAUGGAGACGAAGAAGUGAAAGAUGCUGAUUUACAUGAAAGUGAUAAUGAUGAUGAUGAUGUUUUAGAAGAUGGUGACGAUGAACCAAUUGAUGAGGAUGUUACUGAAGAUGAAACUAUAGAGGAGGAAAUACCCAAAGCUAAAGCAAAGAGUAAGAAGGCUCCAAAAACAAAAAAAUCAACUACACCACAACCCGAAAAUGGAAACAAUACACCCGUUAAAGAAAUCAGAUUGACCAAACAUAUUACAAAUCUAAAAGAGAAAUUCUACAGAUUCUACGGCGCAAAUGAGGACAAACUGGUUGAGGUCUUGAAAUUAAGAAGAGCUUGGGAAAGUUCAAUGUUUGAUUUCCCUUCAAGUCAACUCAAAGAAUAUAUUCCUUCAGUUACGAUUAAAGAUGUUCCAAAAGCAAAAUUUACUGAACUUUCGAAAGAACAGUUCAACGAAAAAUUUCCGCUAGAAAGAUCAAUCAACUUUGGGUAUAAUGAAAAUCCAUCAGAGACAAUAGCUCCUGGUGGAAUUGCUCCAAAUCAACGUGCACAAGUCAUAAACACCGGUGGGUUAGUGACUGAUAUAGCUUGGUUGUCCCAUGGUUCAGAAGCUGCAGAGCAAAUACUAGCUGUGGCAGUCUCAGAUAUAUCAGAUACAUCUAUUGCCCCUGAAUUCAGUCUGCUGGGUUACAAAAAUUACAAAUCUGGGUUCUUGAUUUACUCACUAGAUACCCAAACUUAUACUUUAACAUUAAUAAAAGCAGUUAUACACAAUUGGGGUAACAGUUGGGACCUACAGUGGAAAAAUCAUAGAGGUAUGGGUGUCUUGUCUGCUGUAUUCAAUGACGGAAAAGUAAGGCUGAUACAUUUUGAUUAUGAAGAUGAAGAGGAUGUUUCAUAUACAGAAAUAACAGAACCUUCUUUUGAGUAUGAGUUGCCGAAUAUGAAGAUUACUUCAUAUGACUGGCUAGGAGAUAAAAUAAUUUGUGGUACCGAAAGUGGGUAUGUUGCUGAGUUUGUUCUGGGUGAUAAGGUGCCUUCUUAUGUUCAUCAUAUUCAGUCUGGAUACAUAUUUUCAAUCAUAUCAGCUGAAUCAAAAUAUGAUGAAACAAUGAUUCUCACAUCUUGCGCUGAUGGCUCAUGUGCCCUAAUGUCCACAAAAGAUUUCCAAUCAACUAAAGUCAUAACACCAAAGACUAAAUCCAUCUCCAAGAGCAUUGCAUAUUCCCGUCAAUUAUAUUCUUUUGUUCAACUUGAUGCCCAAUACAGUGCAAAACUAACACUUCUUAGAUCACUUUUUGUUGUGACGUCAGUUGUGAAACAUGAUGGCUCUACUGAAUCAAUUGCCACUUCUAACUUACACCCAAUGCUUCUUUCAGGUGGUGCUGAUGGUAAAGUUAAAAUCACAAACUUAAUGAGAAGAAUAUUAAAUGGACAGAAACAAACCCUUUCAAAUCAUAAAAUCUUAACGUUAUGGGAAUUGCAGUAUAGUGCAAACGAAGAUCUUUAUAGACUUGUGGACAAUUUGAAAGUUGAAACACUUUCUUCUAAUGACAAUACUAAUGUGUCUAAUAUUUAUCCACCUGGUGUUUCAAUUAACUCCAUAAAAUGGAAUGAGAAUGAAAACGCAGGUAAAUGGUAUGCAGCAGGUUCAACUUCAGGUUUAGUGAUUGUCGGAAGUUUACAAUGA